Molecule: messenger RNA, 1874 nt
Organism: Myotis davidii
Lineage: Eukaryota; Metazoa; Chordata; Mammalia; Chiroptera; Vespertilionidae
Gene: BARHL2
Product: BarH like homeobox 2
Exons: 5
Coding region: 222-1115 (297 amino acids)
Biological process (GO): cell differentiation; regulation of transcription by RNA polymerase II
Cellular component (GO): nucleus
Molecular function (GO): RNA polymerase II cis-regulatory region sequence-specific DNA binding; DNA-binding transcription factor activity, RNA polymerase II-specific
Source: RefSeq, a predicted model, not a curated record
CUUUCUCCCCUCCCCUACUUUUUGCAUAAGGGGGAAAAGUUGUGUCGAAACUGCCCACCGAUUGCCACCUCCCCAUUAUCCUUCCUUCCCUCCCCUCCCCACUUUUUUUUUUUUAAAAGCGGCAACAUUGUUUAGUGUUUAUUUUGUUUUGCGAUCGAUAGCUUCCUUUGCUUUGUUGGGGCGGCUGCGGAGCGGCGAAGCGGCGUGGACCUCAUGUAGAAAUGACAACAAUGGAAGGGGCGAGCGGGUCGAGUUUCGGAAUAGACACGAUUCUGUCCAGCGCCAGCUCGGGCAGCCCCGGCAUGAUGAACGGAGAUUUCCGCCCGCUCGGCGAGGCGAGGACCGCGGAUUUUAGGAGUCAGGCCACUCCGUCCCCCUGUUCAGAGAUUGAUACGGUCGGAACGGCGCCUUCCUCUCCCAUCUCGGUCACCAUGGAGCCUCCGGAGUCGCAUCUGGUAGCCGACGGGCCCCAGCAGCAUCCGGGCUCCGCCGCCUCAGCCCCCAGGACUUCCACCUCCUCCUUCUUAAUUAAGGACAUCCUGGGCGACAGCAAACCUCUGGCGGCGUGCGCGCCCUACAGCACCAGCGUCUCCUCGCCCCACCACACCCCGAAGCCGGAGAGCAAUGCGGCGCACGAGAGCUUCAGGCCCAAGCUGGAGCAGGAGGACAGCAAAAGCAAGCUGGACAAGCGGGAGGAUUCCCAGGGCGACCUCAAAUGCCACGGAACAAAGGAGGAAGGAGACCGGGAGAUUACGAGUAGCCGAGAGAGUCCCCCUGUGAGAGCCAAAAAGCCUCGCAAAGCCAGGACGGCUUUUUCUGACCACCAACUCAACCAACUGGAGCGUAGCUUUGAGCGGCAGAAGUACCUGAGCGUGCAGGACCGCAUGGACCUGGCAGCUUCGCUCAACCUCACUGACACCCAGGUCAAGACCUGGUACCAGAACCGCAGGACCAAGUGGAAGCGGCAGACGGCGGUGGGCCUGGAGCUGCUGGCCGAGGCCGGGAACUACUCGGCGCUGCAGAGGAUGUUCCCGUCCCACGGCCUGGGGCCCGGGGGCCAGCUGGCUCUCAACCCUCUGUCCAACCCCAUGCCCGGCACCCCGCACCCCCGGUGAGGAAGGGGAACAGAGGCGGUGCGGCAGUCCCUCCCUCGCCUCCUCCCCUAGUCGGAAGGCUGCGCUUCCUCUCCCCGCACCGGCCCAGGGCCUCCCCGGCAGCUGCCCCGGGAAGCCGAGCGAGAGAGGAAGACACUCAGCCAGGGGCGGGGCCCCCCAGGAGCCAGCCCCCGCGCCCCUCUCCCCACCCCCAGGGACGGGGCUGGAGAGCUCCCACAGCAGCGUGACUGGAGAGAACGCUGACCCCACACAAAGUUCGACCAGUAAGUGAAAACAUCAACAAAAAACGAAACCUCAAGUUCUUUUUUUUCUAAAAAAAUGACUUUAGGGAUCAGGGGGAGGGUGGGGGAGGGGCAAGGAGAGAAGCGAGAAGGGCGCGGAGAGGGAACUGCAAGGGCGAGACCUGCAGACAGACAGACGGCCCGAGGCAGAGGGCGUCGCCGUGGACACUCCGUCUGCCCCAGAGAAAAGAGGAGGGUGACUGAGAACUUUGCACUGAUUUCUCAUGACCUUUUUUCUUUUGGAAAAGUGGCAUGCUCCAUAAUAUGGAAAAAAAAGUGUACAUUGGAAAGACCGAGUGAUAAGUGAUAUAUCAUAUUUAUUAUAUGUUGUCCAAAAAAAGAGUCACUUAUAUACGUUAGUAAAAUAUGAUUUUCCUUUUCAUGUCUUUUUGAUUCAGUAAAAUACAUGCUUAGACAAGAAUAUAGAUUUUUUUGUGAUUGAAAAUGACAAAAAAUAAAGUUUAUCUUUUUUUAACAA